This is a messenger RNA of Triticum dicoccoides, 1995 nucleotides long. RefSeq names its product transcription termination factor MTERF5, chloroplastic-like. The transcript is spliced from 5 exons. Lineage: Eukaryota; Viridiplantae; Streptophyta; Magnoliopsida; Poales; Poaceae. Gene Ontology annotation, molecular function: double-stranded DNA binding. Bases 75 to 1529 code for a protein of 484 amino acids. Gene Ontology annotation, biological process: regulation of DNA-templated transcription. The record is from RefSeq and is a predicted model, not a curated record.
CACCUCCUGUUACUCUUCCUUCAUCCCCUCCACCCCUCUCCGCGGGCGCUCCACUCCCCGGCCGGCCGGCGGCGAUGACGAGCCUGCAGGCGGCCCCGCGACUCAGCCUCCACCUGACCCCGUCCGAACACCGUGGCCGGCUGCUUCCGCCGUGGAGGCUCGUCCUCUCCCCCUCCUCCUGCAGGCUUUACACUCUCAUUUCCAGACAACAUCCCAUUUGCAAUGCACAAUCAUAUGCUGAUGAUUUACUGGUGGCCAGUGCCCAAAGCUCCACAACUGCUCUCUCAAGGUUGCUUGCUGCAGAAAGAGAGGAAGCGAAAGCUGUGCUAUCGCUGUUCUUAAGGCAGAAAGGUUUGAGAAGUGCGGUAGCUGCACGGAUCGCCAACAAAUCAGAUGGAUUCAUUGAGCACCUGAGUUCAAAGCUCCAAAGUGCUUACAGAUCUCGAUAUGCUGAAGGAAGGGAGCUGAGUACACCUGAGAUCAGAGAUGCUCUCCUUCCCUAUCUAGAAGCUCUUUCUAAAGAACAUGGGGAUAGUUUGGUUGAAGUGGUGGAGAAUUUCCCUGAUCCUUUUUCCGCGGAAAGGGAGUCCUUGUCUUACUCAAUGAUACUUACACCAACGAGCUCAAAUAAGCAGAAGGCAAUUGCUCGAGUAAGCACACCAACCUCAGGGGGAGCCCUCCCGGAGUUAGUGCUCUACCUGCUGGACUAUGGCAUGGAUCAUGAGGAGAUCAAGAAUGUCGUGCGCAAGUUCCCAGCAUUUGCGUACUACAACGUGGAUCGCAAGAUAAAGCCCCUGGUGGAGCUACUGCUUGAGCUUGGUGUGCCGAGGUCAGGCAUACCUGGAAUCAUCAGGAAGAGGCCUCAGCUAUGUGGAAUCAGCUUGACAGAUAAUCUGAAACCUAUGAUGGCCUAUAUGGAGAAUAUUGGUGUCAACAAAACUCAGUGGAGCAAGGUGAUAUGCCGGUUCCCUGCAUUUCUCACAUAUAGCAGGCAGAAGGUGGAGAUAACUGUGAGCUACCUUACUGAACUAGGAGUUUCUAAGGAAAACAUCGGCAAGAUUCUCACACGAUGUCCUCAUCUCAUGAGCUACAGUGUCAAUGACAACCUCAGACCAACUGCUGACUACUUCCGGUCGAUCGGCGCAGAUGCUGCAUCUCUUAUUCAGAAAUGUCCCCAGGCUUUUGGUUUGAACAUAGAGUCAAAGCUGAAGCCAAUCACAGAGUUUUUCCUGGAGAGAGAGUUCAGCAUCGAGGAAAUUGGCAUUAUGGUAAAUAGAUUUGGGAUUAUUCACACUCUCAGCUUGCAAGAAAAUUUGAUUCCCAAAUAUGAAUAUUUUCUGACGAUGGGGUACCCAAGGUAUGAACUCGUGAAAUUUCCACAGUACUUUGGGUACAGUUUAGAGCAGAGGAUAAAACCUCGGUAUGCUCAGAUGACUGGUUGUGGGGUGAGGUUGAUUCUGAACCAGAUGUUGUCAGUCUCAGAAACCAGAUUUGAGGAAAUUCUACAAAAGAAAUCAGGUGGAUUUUGAUAUGAUCACAAUCUCAGAAAAGCACAAGUUUUGACAAGUUCGCUUGUAGCACAAGCGUUAAUAGCCUGGUAGAUGGAUAGUUUUCGGCACACAAGAACUAUGUUGGAAAUUUGUACUUCGCCAUGCUCUUUUGUAGUUGCAUGGCAGUUGAUGGACGUGCCGCAUUUGAGAGGAACGGUUUUGAUAUAUAACUACUUCGUCAUGCUCUUUUGUACUUGCACGGCAGUUGAUAGACUCGCAGCAUUUGGAGAGGAACAGCUUUGAUAUAUAACUGUUUACUGUUGGUGGCUAGUUUAGGUGACUUCCCUCUUCUUCUCUUUUUGCGAGGGUAGAUGCCGUAAGUUGGCAAUGUCAAAUGCGGUUGUUCGAUACUACAAGUUCUUGUUGGCCCGUUUAUGUUUUUUAUCUGCUACUGAUUUAUUUUUUAUGAACGUUAUUUCUUCCAUCAUAUAUUCUACUCUCUCCA